UGAGCUGCAUUGAAGCCCGAUGGCGGCAUCUCUCAAUGCAGCUAGUCCCGGGUCCGACGUGGUUGAUUGGUCCGUGCGUUCCUCGCAUCUCGAUUUCGGUCCGCAGACUAGGUAGCUACAUACCCCGUGCAUGAGCAUGAAAAGAAAGCUGGAGCGAUGGCGGCCGAAAGGACCGAUGGAAUGGUUCCCGUGACCAUAACUGCGAGCGAUCUAGGAUUGGAUGCCCAACAGGAGAUCAUUGAUGUGCUUGACCUCCCGCAAAUUCACACCAAGCCAUCCUCGAAGUCCCUACUGUCCGUGUUGAACGAUUUGUCAAGCGAGCCACCUUCCUGGGAGGCGACACCUCGCAGCGGUACCCCUCGCACGCCCCUUAGCGGUGCUUCCACGCCACUUCGCAGAAGUCGAAAGGUCAAUCCCGAGGGCGUGCCGGGUUACCUGACGAAGAUCAUUUCAAGUCGUCUCGCAUGGAUCGAGGAUGACGACACAAAGGAGCGCAUUUGGGAGGCCGCUUCUCAGCGGCUGACAGAGCGCGCGGGCAGAUCUGCCAUGGGAGACAUGCAACGCGGCUUUUUCAUUCCAAUGUCGCCGGACAAUGUUGAUGAGGGCGUCGACAUCGUACUGCAUGAGCCCUCCCUGACAGAAGACAAUUUGGGAUUGAAGACAUGGGCCUCUUCUUAUUUGCUGGCCAAACGAAUGGCGAUUCUACGAGAUACGCUUCCCUCUUUGUCGGAUACUGUACCCAUGUUGGAGCUUGGCGCUGGCACUGGACUCGUCGGUCUGGCUACUGCUGUUAUCUUGCAGAGACACGUUGUGCUCACGGACUUGCCUGAGAUAGUUCCUAACCUGCAGCGCAACGCUACUGCGAAUACUGCUGUACUCGACAUGCACGGCGCGAGUGUAGAUGCUGCUGUAUUGGACUGGACAGAUCCCGGAGCAUUCCACUUGAACGACACGCUGAAUGGCGAUCAGCAUCUGUUCCCGCUCAUCCUCGCCGCAGACCCGAUUUACAGUUCAGACCACCCUCGGUGGCUGGUCCAAGCAAUUGACCACCAUCUCAGUCGUGGCGAGAGCGCAAGAGUGGUGAUAGAGAUGCCUCUUCGAGACACCUACUCACCCGAAAGGCAAGAUUUUCGAGAUAGAAUGCAAGAUCUGGGCUUGACUAUCGCAGAGGAAGGGGAAGAGGUUGGCUUCGACGACUGGUCAACAGGAAAUGGCGAGGAGUUGUCCGAAGUGCGGUGCUGGUGGAGUGUUUGGCGCUGGCGAUGA
This is a messenger RNA of Zymoseptoria tritici IPO323, 1266 nucleotides long. RefSeq lists its product as uncharacterized. The record is from RefSeq and is a predicted model, not a curated record. Lineage: Eukaryota; Fungi; Ascomycota; Dothideomycetes; Mycosphaerellales; Mycosphaerellaceae. The transcript is spliced from 2 exons. The coding region runs from base 157 to 1266 and encodes 369 amino acids.